AUGAUCCGGGCAUGGGUCCAAUCUGUCGACUACCCAGCCCUGCUAGAAAGAAGCUGCAACUUCACAUUGAUGUGCAUAGAGGAGUUUCUCAGGAAGCUGACAGACAUCAGCACCGAAUUCUGGCAGAAACAACUCAGAGACCUCUUGACCGACGUAAUCAAGCCCGCCUCCCAGCUGGCGACCGAAAUGGAAUGCUCAGGAAACAAAUAUCAUUGGAGAUGGCAUCGUUUCGGACUCACCGCAGGCCUAAAUCUUCUGGGGAAGUUGGAUCUGAUAGAUUUUGAAACGCGCAUGCGAGUCCAACCAGAGUUGCUCUCUGCGUUGCCGGAAUCCACCCGUCUAGGUGAAUGCGUUAUGGUGGUUUUCCCGUGCGUCUACCAUGUGGACGAGGAAACGGAGGAGCAAACUGCUGUCGUUAAGGCUCGGGUUCUUACCCGAGUCAACGAUGUGAUUCCCUUGAUGUUACCCAAAACUAAGCCUGUCGGUCAGGCUCCUGUUGUUUGA
Penicillium verhagenii is the source of this 504-nucleotide messenger RNA. RefSeq lists its product as uncharacterized. Lineage: Eukaryota; Fungi; Ascomycota; Eurotiomycetes; Eurotiales; Aspergillaceae. The record is from RefSeq and is a predicted model, not a curated record. The coding region runs from base 1 to 504 and encodes 167 amino acids. The transcript has a single exon.